AUGGCCCCCUACGAGGCCCCGUCUACAGGCUGGCAAAUUCUGCGCUGCCUUUUGCGCCUGUCCCAGUGGCCAGCGCCUGUCGGCGUGCUGGUGAUCGCCGCCGGAGCGUGCGCUUUCGCUCUCGAGCAGCUCACGGUCAAGGAAUGGACGGACUCGUCGGCACGCAUGGACGCCGGCUCAAAAGCGGCACAACAGACAUGGGUUCGAGCUCUCGUGUCCCUGUGCGUCACAGACGUGGCCUGCCGCAUCGUUGGCAGCGUACUGCUAAGCAUGUCGGCCCAGAGGUUGUCACGCUCGCUACACAACGAAAUGCUGGAGCACGUGCUGCGCAGUCCGGUGUCCUUCUUCGACGCCUCGCCGCAAGGAAGGAUCGUGAAUCGCUUCUCGGCCGACAUCGACUUUGUAGACGGGCGAACGUUCUUGAGCGCCAAGCAGAGCAUUCAGAACACGCUAAUCACUGCAGCCAAGGUAGCGGUCAUCGGAACUCAAUCGCCCGUCGUGGUGGGAAUCACGGCCAUCGUCACCGUACUGACCGGAUACGGAAUGAACCUGGCCGUGAAGGCUUCGCACUGUGCCCGUUUCUACGAGAGCGUGACCACGUCGCGCUUGCUGCAGCACGCUUCCGAGACAAUGGACGCACUGAGCAGCGUACGAACGUACGGCGUCACCGACAAGUUCCGGCGACACUUCUGCCGCCUGGCGGAUGACACGACGCGCGGAUUGGCGGGCUUCAGCAUCACCUAUCGCUUCACGCGCACGAUCACUUCGGUCGCGGGAUUCGUGGUCGUCAUGUGUACCCUACUGGGCAACACCGUGUUCGCUGGACCCAGUGGUCCAGACCCCAGCGGCCUCGGCCUGGCGCUGAGCUCGGCAAUUUCGGUUCCUCUUUCGCUGACGACGCUGUGCGUGAUGCUGUUCAACGUACUGCAAAUGAUCGUGGCUAUUGAGCGGUGCAUCGAAUACGCGGAGCUUCCGCCAGAGGAGGAUGUAACAUCCGGGCCCAAUGAAGAAGAGAAAGCUCCAGUUGGAGGUGCCCUCUUGUGUUGGCCAAACGAAGGCAAGGUAGAGUUCCAGAACUACUCCGCCUCCUACCGUCCCGGUGUUCUGCCCAACGUUCUCAGCAAUGUCACAUUUGUGGUGAAUCCUAGCGAAAAGAUCGGUGUUGUCGGGCGCACGGGGGCUGGCAAAUCAUCACUUGUGCUCGCUCUACUACGCAUGCUCAAAGCAUCAGAGGGCUGCAUCCUCAUCGACAACGUGGACAUCGCAGGAGUUCCGCUCAAGCUACUGCGUCGAAGCAUCACUGUCAUACCUCAGGACCCGAGCCUUGUCAGGGGAACGCUGCGCAUGAACCUGGAUCCUACAGACUCGCAUUCGGACCAGGAAAUAUGGGCGUGCCUGGAAAGAGCCCACUUGGCGAAGCAAGUCUCCAACGAUCCCAAAGGACUGCUGCUCGAGACGGCUGACGGCGGCAGUAACCUGAGCGUGGGCCAGCGCCAGCUGGUGUGCCUCGCGCGGGCUCUGCUUCGCGGAACCAAGAUACUCCUCCUGGACGAGGCCACGUCACAGAUGGACGGAGACACCGACCAGCUCAUCCAGGUGGCGCUGAGGGACGCCUUUGCGCAAUGCACGCUCUUCACAAUCGCGCAUCGCAUACACACCGUCCUCGACUACGACAGGAUACUCGUUCUCGAAGACGGCAAGGUCAAAGAGUUCAACUCCGUAUCUCGGCUACUUUCAAAUGAAUCGUCUACAUUUUUCAAUAUGGCUACCGAAGCUGGCAUCCACAGUGCUCGAAGAGGGGAACUUGUCAGCAAUUAUUUGUGA
Messenger RNA from Rhipicephalus sanguineus (brown dog tick), 1824 nucleotides. RefSeq names its product ATP-binding cassette sub-family C member 2-like. The record is from RefSeq and is a predicted model, not a curated record. NCBI's taxonomy places the organism in Eukaryota, Metazoa, Arthropoda, Arachnida, Ixodida, Ixodidae. Gene Ontology annotation, cellular component: membrane. Gene Ontology annotation, molecular function: ABC-type transporter activity; ATP hydrolysis activity; ATP binding. Gene Ontology annotation, biological process: transmembrane transport. The transcript is spliced from 10 exons. Bases 1 to 1824 code for a protein of 607 amino acids.